AAUCAAGUGACAGAGAGCUAGGACCAGAGGACUGGUGCAGAUCACCUCUCGAAGGAAAUCGAUUCAUAGUACUUCAAACAGUUUUACCAAAGAAAAUAACCUGUUUAUUAGAAAUAUUCAGAAAUUGUAUAUUGCAUCCUGGCUGGAUUCAAAGAUCCAUAACCUACCAGUGAGGAUUUGUGAUGAAAGAAAUUUCUACUGAUAUCACAACAGAUUCCCGUGAAAGAAGUGCUGUUUCAAGCGGAAUGGGACCUUUCCAAGAGUACGAGGAACAGAAGGUGCAAGAGAAGGAAAACGCCCGCAGUCGCAUCCCUCGCCUUGUCCUCCGCCCUUACCGCACAAAACAGAAAGGAUCGCCGGUGUCAGAGUCACCAUUUUCAGAAGAGGAGAGCAAAGAUCUGAGUUCUGGGCAUUCUGGAAGAACCAUUAGCAGCAAUAGUUUUUGUUCAGAUGAUACCGGAUGCCCAAGCAGCCAGUCAGUGUCCCCUUCUAAGACACCCUCAGACACAGAAAUCAGCCCAAUAGGGUUUCCUUCUCCUGGUGAAGAAAAGGAAAAUGUAAAGAAAACAAAAUCCGAUGCCAUGGCUGAAUGGAACGCUCCUCCUGAACGCUACAAGAGGGAACAAAGGCCAUGUCCAUUACAAAGAGGCAGUGAAGCUGACUUUAGUUCCUCGAGCAGUACAGGCAGCAUUUCAGCACGGGAAGCUAUGGCUGCGUCAGGAGGCAAGAAGUCCUCUCUUACUCGCAGCCGUGGUCCUCAUGGAAAGACAAACCCCUCAACGCACAAGUCUGCUGUCAGCCCAACUACAGCACGUGACAAGGAACUGUUAUCUACAUUCUACAGAAGUCAGCCACAUACAGCAUCAUCGCACAGCAGCAGCAGUAAUUCUGGAUCUUACAAAGGAAGUGACACCAGCCCCACUAUAAGCUAUAGAAGAACAAGCACGGGUAGAUAUGCUUCCUGUGGUGACCACCAUGGCAUUAAACCACCAGCACCUGAGCAGUACUUGACUCCUCUGCAACAAAAAGAGGUUGCCAUUAGACACCUUAAAACUAAACUGAAGGACUCUGAGACCAGGCUUCAUGAAAAGGAAACUGAGAUUGAAGAACUGAAGUCGCAACUGGGCCGCAUGAGAGACGACUGGAUUGAGGAGGAGUGUCAUAGAGUUGAAGCUCAGUUGGCCCUUAAAGAAGCAAGAAAGGAAAUAAGGCAACUGAGACUUGUGGUUGAAACCAUGAAGAACAGCCUAGUGGAAAAGGACAAAGGGAUUCAGAAAUACUUCAUUGACAUUAACAUUCAAAACAAGAAGCUGGAGUCUCUGUUGCACAGUAUGGAGUUGGCUCAGAGUGGAUCUUUGGCAGACGAGCCGACUCUUGACUACAUUUGUACAUCGCCAGACAAAUCCUUAGCUGGCAGUUCAGCCUCAAAGAUGGAAGAUGGCAUGGCACUGGAGGACCAAGCAGCUGAGGAGAUGGCAGAUAGUGGCUUGCUUGUGAACGAUGAGAUGGCAAACAGGACGGAUUUCUUUGUGAUGUCUUCUACAAUUGAACCAAUCGAUAACUCCCAAAUAAAGUUCAGUGCGGUUCAGUCCAAGAUAGUUAAAAGCACAACUUCUAAGAAGAUGCUUGCCCUGCCUUGUGGUAAUGUCUCCAUGACUGAAGGUAAAACGGUGGUGACUGAAAAAGCCAUUCAGACUGAUGUUGUCCCCUGUACUCCUGAUAUGCAAAAACUUCUCCUGCAUCUGAUGAAAUUGCAAUAUAUUGCCACAUUUCCUUCAGCUGCAGCUAGUUCUUUCCCUGAAAACCCCAAAGCAGUACUAGACUUAACUCCUAGUGAUCCGAAUUCUGCUAUUUUGGUGUCCCCUGAGAAAUCUGAAGAUUCGGGCAUCUGUUCAGAGUCCAUUGAAAACCACAUUAUGAAGGAACUUGAUUUCGAUUCACUGCAUGAGGUAUCGGUUGGUAGUAAUCAGCAGACCAUAGCAGUUGUGGAAAGGCAAUACUGGAGCAGAAGUUUCUUGCUGGAUUUUCUGGCAGUAGCUGUUCCAGUUGUGCCGACAGUGGCAUGGCUAUUUGCAACCCAAAGAGGAGGAACUGAUCCAGUUUAUAACAUUGGUGCACUGCUGCGUGGGUGCUGUGUUUUGGGCUUGCACACUCUUCGUCGUGCACCUUCCACCAUGUAUCGUCCCAACAUUCAAACCCCUAACACCCACUAAAUGCACGAGUCUAAUCAAAAGCACUUCAAUAUUAAAAUGGUUUUAUAUAAUGCAGGAGAUUUCUUUUUUUGGGGGGUACGGUCACUUUGUAAAGUUUUUGCACUGUUUCAUUUAUAUAAAGUAACUGAUAUGGAAAGUUGCAAUACUUAAAACAAAGAAAUUGAGUUAUGUGCAUAAGUUGCCCUCAGUCCAAUUGUGGUGUGUGUUGAUAUCGAAUACUGCAUAAAUGGUUUCAAUGACUAUUUCCCAAGAAAUGUCUGCUUUGUAAUGCAAUGUACGUUUUUUGGGGUGGGGGUGGAAGUGACAGUGAAUCAGAAAGCUGUGUACUUGGAUGUUUACAAAUAUUGUUAUGUUUUAAUUAUAGCUGUUAUUGAUGCAAAUUAACUUAAGAAAUGCUGAUAUCCAUGUGUACAAAUGUCCAUACCCUGCAGCCAAAGCUUAAUGUUGAUUGUUGUUUGCAUUUCUGGUGAUGAGUUUGAUUUCCAUUUUUCUUUGUGCUAGUGUAUUUCAACUGUUUUGUAUUUGUGCAUACUAAUGUCUUGUGUAAAUGCUAAGAUGCUUAAAGUACAAAUGAAACCUGUCAAUGUGCCUGAGCCAUGUGCAAUAUUUUAUUUACAUCAAAUGUAAGAAUAUUUAUUAAAGCAUGCUAAAACAA
Messenger RNA from Acipenser ruthenus (sterlet), 2868 nucleotides. Its product is annotated as syntabulin-like. The record is from RefSeq and is a predicted model, not a curated record. The transcript is spliced from 8 exons. Lineage: Eukaryota; Metazoa; Chordata; Actinopteri; Acipenseriformes; Acipenseridae. Gene Ontology annotation, biological process: synapse maturation; axonal transport of mitochondrion. Bases 183 to 2213 code for a protein of 676 amino acids. Gene Ontology annotation, cellular component: cytoplasmic microtubule; vesicle.